Molecule: messenger RNA, 2073 nt
Organism: Colletotrichum scovillei
Lineage: Eukaryota; Fungi; Ascomycota; Sordariomycetes; Glomerellales; Glomerellaceae
Exons: 3
Coding region: 656-1915 (419 amino acids)
Source: RefSeq, a predicted model, not a curated record
GCGUCAUGUUGGCGCCAGCUGCCUUUUUGGCAUUGUCCUCAUCUUCUGCUUCUUGCUAGCCCGUCUGGCUUUCUCGCCCUCAUUGUCAAACUAGUUCAUUCUCCUUCCUCUUCCUCCUCCUUAGGUCACGCUGUCUGUAGACCGUCGCCUGUUCUCUUAGCUCCGGGAGCUGUAUUACCUAGCCAACGUUACUCUUCUUGAUACCCUUUCCUCCAAACUGUGCUCCUGCGAACGCGAGUAUCAGCCUUCCUUCGACUACGCAAGGCGCCCCUUUUUAUCCCUUGGGACUCCUCUCAUCAACAAGGCGCCGUCAAGUCAUCGACUACCAUCAUUAGCGUUUUGCGGCCGUUUCCCACCCGUUGCUUUUAGCUCGCCACUGCCGCACCAGGAGACAAGAUAGCCUUUGUUCUUCCUGUCGCGGCUGACUCGAUCCCUUUGUGCAACUGGCCAACAGGGGAACCACGCCGUUGUGUUCUGCGCCUCCAACGCCAUUGACGACUGCCGCUGGACGACGACGGAACACUCGACGACUGCUCACCUUGACUGAGCCAACGCUAUACACCGAAGAAUGCGAGGAGCUUGAACGGUGAUAACUCCAGCUCAUCUGCCAACUCUCAACGGCAAAGUGUCUGGCAUACAAUUCAACUUACUCACCAUGGAUUUUCUUAGGCGAGGACGUUCCUCGCAGGGGGAGGAUAUCGAGCAGCAGGCUCUGGCAGGGCCAUCUACACAACCAGAAAUGGAAGAGGGCUCACGACCUCGGUCGAGGCGCUUGCCUGGCACAAGGCCUUCCCUCUCUUCACGGAGGCGUCCCGGCAACGGGAUGCAAAGGCUAGGGGACGAGGAAUCUGACAGCCCGAAAACACCACGGUUUAACAUCGGCCUCCCGACACUGCCAGGAACCCGUCUGAACCUGCCACACCUUGCAAGAACAUGGACCAGCGGUUCCAACGGCACCGAUUCGCGGCCCAACUCGACAUCGCAACAACCCCUAAACCGUGUCGACGAGUCUUCUUCCCCCGAACCGCCCACGACGAGCAGAGCCGGACCUUCACCAGCUACGACUCGCGUGACAAUGCCAGCGCCUGUCGCACGGCGCCCCGAAACUGAAACUUCCAGCGAGACGAGGAGAUUCACAGGGCCAGAUCCUGCAGAGAUGCAUCUGGCGAACAUGGCACAGGAUGGUCGACGGCGCAGACGACGGGCACAUCAUCGACAGCAACAGGACAACAACAACAACAACGAGGGCCAUCCUAAACGAUUUCUUCUCUGUAUUCCAUGGCCAAAAUCACGGCGCAUGCGAUCUCAGAUCCUCCGCUGCUUCAUUUCAGGCGGGUUCCUGACGCUCCUUCUCGCUGUCUAUUUAGCACUCUCCCUCACACAAAAUAUUCGCAGUAGCGAGUUUACUGUGUUGUUGAUUCUCAUUAUUUUGUUCGUAACGAUAUUCUUCUGUCACGGCUUGAUCCGGUUAUGCAUGCUCGUCAUCCGACCGCGGGUCGACGAUGAGGCCAGGCCACCAAUGCCGCAACUUUUGGCACCCGGUGGCUACGCCGUACCACGAGAACCAAUCCGAGUUGUGCUGGCGCGCGAUGAAGAGGAGCAAGGAGAGGUCAGCGAGGCGGUCCUGGCCAAGCCCCCAGCCUACGGCCUCUGGCGAGAGAGUGUGAGGGUUGACCCCAACCGCAUCUACUGGCAGCGCAACCCGAACGCCUUGCCGAACGAGGGAACAUCCAGUCGCGGAGAAAGCAGCACUGGUCCUCGACCCCCAUCGUACGCAUCAGAGGAUGGGGUGAGCUAUGUCGUGGAAGCUCGACCCCGAUCCAUGGCCCCGGCAGCAAUGACUGACGUGCUUACCCCACUACCUACACAUCCUUCCGAACGGGGGCGGAUGGGUGAACACAGGAGUGCAUGGUAAAUAUGUAAGCAAGAAUCGACCUGUCACGGUGAUGACAAGAGAGAAGAAAGGAAAAGAAAGGGCCCGCACUCCUUGAGCAUAGAGAAGGGGGCUUGUUCAUUAUAUUAUAUGGUUUUGGCGGCGUAGGCGCAGGCGGUAUUUGUGACAGCAUUGAGGAG